Linum tenue is the source of this 1608-nucleotide messenger RNA. NCBI's taxonomy places the organism in Eukaryota, Viridiplantae, Streptophyta, Magnoliopsida, Malpighiales, Linaceae. The record is from the annotation of a GenBank genome assembly.
AUGGCUAAACCCUUUAAACCUCUCCCCUUUCUCUUCUUCAUAAUCUUCUCCUUCCUAGUCCCCACUUCACUCCCGCUCCCGCUCUCAACAAACAACCGAUGGAUCGUCGACUCGGCGACUCGGGAGCGAGUCAAGCUCGCCUGCGUCAACUGGCCAUCCCACUUGGAAACCAUGCUGGCCGAAGGCCUACACAUGCAGCCGCUCCCGCGAAUCGUUUCGUCCGUAGUCCGAAACGGCUUCAACUGCGUCCGUUUCACCUUCGCCACCCACAUGUUCACCCGUUUCGCCAACCGCACGGUGGCCCAGUCGUUCGACGGGCUCAACCUGACCGAGGCCAAGGCCGGGAUAGCCCACUACAACCCUUCCCUCCUGGGCCUGACCCUCGUCCAGGCCCAUCAGGCCGUGGUGGACGAGAUGGGCGCUCAGGGGCUCAUGGUGGAUCUCGAUAAUCACGUCAGCAGGCCCAGCUGGUGCUGCGCGGCCCACGAUGGGAAUGGGUUCUUCGGCGACAAGUUCUUCGAUCCGCGGGAGUGGUUGGAGGGCUUGAAGAUCGUCGCCAAGCUCUACAGAGACAAACCUCAAGUUGUGGCAAUGGGCCUGAGAAACGAGCUCAGAGGCCCACGCCAGAAUGCCCACGAUUGGUACUACUACAUGAAGAAGGCCGCAACGGAGGUCCACAGGGCCAACCCAAACGUGCUUUUAUUCAUCGGAGGGCUGAAGUACGCCAACGACUUGACGUUUCUGAAGCAAAAGCCGUUGGACUCGACGUUUGGGAACAAGCUGGUUUACGAGGCCCAUUGGUACCCUUGGAGUUGGGAGAAGCAAACCGUUUGGACCGAAAAGCCGCUGAACCAUCUCUGCCCGUGGAAGCUCAAUUACUUCAUUAACCAGACCGCUUUCAUGAACACUCUGGACCGCAACCCGGUUCCGAUUUUUGUUGGGGAAGUCGGGACGGACCAGAGAGGGUUGAACCGGUCGGGCGACUACUUCUGGUCUUGCUUCUUGUCUUGGGCAGCUGGGAUGGAUAUGGAUUGGGGACUUUGGGGUUUGCAAGGGAAUUACUAUUUGAGGGACAAGAACAAAACCAACGCUGAGGAGACAUUUGGUGUGUUGGAUUACUAUUGGGGCCGGGUCAAGAACCCUUACUUGCAGAACCGGUUGGGUUUGAUCAAGAGCAAGGUCCAAGGGAGCUGCAUGCAGGCCGCCGGAGACAGAGAAAUCUACGCCGGAGACUGCAAGGCCAGCAACAUAAGCAGAUGGAUACACGACGGAGAUGGGUCUCCGAUCAGGCUACAGAACCGGAGCCACCUCUGCCUGGAGGCCGCCGGCGAUCUACAGAGAGUUAAAUUCACAACCAACUGCAACAGCCCACAUAGCACUUGGACAAGGAUUUCCAACUCCAAGCUUCUGUUGGCUGCCAAGGACCAAAAUGGGGGAUACUUGUGCUUACACAAGGAAUCUCGUUACACCAACAGCAUUUUCACUAGGAGGUGCAUGUGCCUUGGUGAUCGUGGUGAUGGUGAAGAUGGUUGCCUUGAGAUUGAUUCUGAUGAUCCUGAGAAAGAUCCCACCAGCCAGUGGUUUCAACUCGUCCAAACAAAUGUUUAG